AUGCCAGUGAAAUAUGUUGUUAUUGACAGAAACAUGGGAAACUGUUGCAUGCAGGUUAAUUAGAACCUGCAAAAAGUUAAUGGUCAACCUAAAACAAUGUUACUACAAGGACUUGGGUCAAACAGCUUUUCAAAUCACAAAGAUUUGCAUGAGAGCAACCCAAAGACCAAUCCGGAGGAAGCCAACAGACAUGAAACCCAGGCAGAGGAUGGUGACCGUUUUGAAGACUCCUCUGUUUUAAAUCAGGAUAGACUGGAACAGAAGACAAACAAACCCAAUGGCUCUUCUGCCAAUGUGGAAGAGAGACAGAAUGAAGUGACUACUAUAUUCUGCUUGACAAAAAAUGAAAAAGAAUUUUAUGUUCCAAGUGAUGAAUCUUGCUCAGCAAGUGUAGCCACACACCAGAAAGGGAAGCAUGCAGUGGAAAUCAAAGAAGAAUGUACACAUAAAAGUCACAGAAGAAUUUCUGAGACACAUGACAUGAAGGCAUUUCUGACCCACCAAGCUGUUUGUGAAAACUGUGAAGUGAACUUGCCUGGUUUUAGCAACUCUUCAGCUAUGGAGUUAACUGUAGAUAAUGAGGAGGACAUGUAUCGUGAUGCAGAAGAAAUAGAGAGAGAAAAAGUAUUACUUGUUUGUGAGACAGGCUUCACAGAAAAUAAGCUAAGUGUUGCACCUGAAAUGGAUAUCGUGGAGUACUGCCAAAAAGAGUGGAGAGGAAAUACACCAAUGGCAAAACUUAUGAAAAAGGGAUAUGAAGCAGUUUCUCAGAAAUUUGCCUGUAUAAGGAGAGUAAGAGGUGAUAACUAUUGUGCUCUCAGAGCAACGCUAUUCCAGGCACUGAGCCAAGCUACUGAACAGCCUAACUGGCUCCAGUCAGAGGACUUAAUGCUGCUUCCUGAAAAGCUGCUGAGCAAAUAUGACUGGAUCAAAGACUGGCAGCACAGAGGAAAACUGGGGAGAAAGAUGAGAGGAAUUGGUGAUGAAAUUAAGGAAUAUUUAGGACUACUAAGGAAGAAGUGGAAGAGUAUAAGUGAAAUGAAGACACCCAUGGAGAAGCAAGGUGCUUGCAAUGAAUUGUUUAAAAACGAAGAGGAGGAAUAUUGCCUUUAUGAAGCUGUGAAAUUUUUGAUGCUGAAUACAGCCAUUGAAUUGUACAAUGAUAAUAAAGAAGGAAAGAAUGUACCUGUGUUCUCAUGGCUAUUGUUUGCUCGGGAUACAUCCAGCAAUCCUAAGCAGUUAAUGAAUAAUCACUUGAAUAACAUUGGUCACACUGGAGGCCUGGAACAGGUGGAAAUGUUUCUUCUUGCAUAUGCUCUGCGACAUACCAUCAAAGUUUAUAGACUAUAUAAAUACAGCACUGAUGAAUUCAUCACACAUUAUCCUAAUGACCCAGAGGAAGACUGGCCUGUAGUGACUCUUAUAACUGAAGAUGACAGACAUUAUAAUAUUCCAGUUGGAAUGUGUGAGGAGACUGCCUUGUAAACAUUAUUUUGGCAGGCUGGCAAAUUUUGGAUGAUCAGAUUUCCAGUACUAUUUAAAAAAAAAAAA
Gavialis gangeticus (Gharial) is the source of this 1551-nucleotide messenger RNA. It is a transcript of the gene OTULIN, whose product is annotated as OTU deubiquitinase with linear linkage specificity. The record is from RefSeq and is a predicted model, not a curated record. Gene Ontology annotation, biological process: protein linear deubiquitination. Gene Ontology annotation, molecular function: cysteine-type deubiquitinase activity. Lineage: Eukaryota; Metazoa; Chordata; Crocodylia; Gavialidae.